AUGAAAAACCCUUUUGCUUCAGAUUCAGAGGCAGGCAAGUUAGCGAGGAAUCAUCAGAAGUUUGGCUAUCCUAAUGGUAUCCUCAUCAACUCUCUUUUCAAAUCGACCAUGGGAGCCAACGCCGAAUUGGCUCCUUAUCUGGCCUUCAAAGGAGUCCCCGAAUUGAACUCGUACACAGAUAUCAUUGUCGCCGACAUUGUCCAUCAUUCAGCGCUGGUUACUUACAGAGGCUUUCACCUGAGUGACGACACCGCCAACACCACAGUUGCUUCUCAGGAUUUUAUUCAGCCAUUGAACGAAGAUCUGAACGAUUUACUUGAGCAGUAUGAGCAUGGAAAUCGCCCUGGCAAGGCUAUCAAUAAACAGGCGCCAAUCGACUGUCUAAAGGAAUAUGCGACAGACACCAGAGUGCAGGACUUCAUCAACAAUGUGGCCAAGUUAUGCACCAAGCCUACCCUGAUUCCAGUGCUAAACAAGCAUAUUACACCUGAAUCAUCUUUUGUUUGGUGCUUUUCGAGGCAUGCUAAUACACCUGAAUCAUCUGAUGACCGAGACUCAUGGAGAGUUGCACCAAAGUCAUUUGUACUUGCCCAUGCAGUUCAGCUCUUGUUAUUUGCUCCUAUGACCUGGGACUCUACUCGGGAGUAUUCCAGAGACAUAACAGCAUACCCUCAUCGCUUUCCAACGCCUCCUACCAUCGGCGGUGGCACCGACAAGUCUGUCGCCAACUUGUUUUCUAUGGAAGAUCUCCACAGAGCCAUCUGUAUGUUCUACCAGUUGAUCAGCCGGCAACUUGGGCGUACAGCAUGGAUUGGACGCACUCCCGGUACUAAUAAGGCCACCACUUUAAGAUUUCCUGGGUAUGUUAACUAUGAUCUUAUGCACUUGGCCGACGUUCCGGAAAAGGAUGAUAAUCCUCUGUCGGUCGCCAGAUUUAGCCAGUGUGGCGAGAUAGGCGGUUCGAUAUGUUCAACUCGAGCGGGGAGAGCCCGGAGGCGUGACUAUGUUCGACACCUUUUGUUUGGUGAUUUUCGAGGCCAACAGGAGGAGGAUAAGCAUCGUGAUGGUCUCCAGCGUCAUGAGGUGCCUCCUGACCCUACUGAGCCACAACCUCUCCAAGGCUUGGAUUGUGUAGAGCUACAUACAGCUCUCUUAGAGUCGGCACAGCCAUUACGCGUCCAGACCUGUCAACAAAGCGAGCAAAUCAGUUUGCAAGACAUUGAGCCUAUCUCAGUUGCGAACUUUCUUGGCGAGAUCAAAGCUCUUAAGCAGCUUCACAACCAACCCGACUUUAAUUCUAUUCUGGAGCGCACUCGGCAAACUAUCACUAACGUGGAGCACUUUAUCCCCGAAGGUGAUAUCAACGAUUUCAUCAAUGGACAAAGCGAAUCCGAUCUGGUCAGGGAAUUUGGUCAGGAACGAGACAGUCGUUUACGCAGUACAUCCCAGUCUGAAUACGCCGAAGAGACCUACCUUCCAGGGAACCCUUUGGAUGACGAGUGUGAUGCUUCAUCUUGUGUCAUGGACUUUUAG
Molecule: messenger RNA, 1533 nt
Organism: Fusarium poae
Lineage: Eukaryota; Fungi; Ascomycota; Sordariomycetes; Hypocreales; Nectriaceae
Exons: 5
Coding region: 1-1533 (510 amino acids)
Source: RefSeq, a predicted model, not a curated record